Vollenhovia emeryi is the source of this 2463-nucleotide messenger RNA. RefSeq lists its product as uncharacterized. Gene Ontology annotation, molecular function: DNA binding. The record is from RefSeq and is a predicted model, not a curated record. The coding region runs from base 886 to 2241 and encodes 451 amino acids. NCBI's taxonomy places the organism in Eukaryota, Metazoa, Arthropoda, Insecta, Hymenoptera, Formicidae. The transcript is spliced from 10 exons.
AUACGUGACGUAAACUAUAGAUUUUCAGUACUGGCAAUUAAUAUCGGAACGCAGCCGAGAUUGAUGGCGGAAAUUGAACAGACGCUGCUGACAUAACUUGCCAACAGAGUGACAGCAGAAAUAAAGCAAACUCUGUUGUUCGGUAGUUAUUUAACUGACAUAAUGAUGAUUUUACUUGUCACUUAAAAAUUACCUGGGCAAAAAUAAUACAAAAGUGACUUGAAGAUGUAAAGAAAUUUAUUUCAAACUUUUCAAGAUAUUUGCAUGAAUUUUCGAAACAUUCGUGCCUUUUGAAUAUAUUUGUUAGAUUAUAUGAGUAAAUAAUAAAACGAACAAGUAAUUGUGUACAAAAAAAGAUAAUUUCAUCAUGACUGAUUUUGAAAUUUCAUACGCAAAUUCCUCAUACAUUUAACAGAGUGCGCUGAAGUCGUUUUCUGUAAUCGCCGCACGUUUGUGACCCCAUGUUUCCAUCCCCAUCCAUUAUACAACUCCAGACCCCGGACCCCCCAGACGUUCCAUGCCGUUUUCCUAUAUGAGGUUAUAAAGGCUAAUUAAAACUUAAACUUAAAAAUACGAAAUAUCACGAAGCAAUCAAUGGUGCUGGUUUAAAGGUAUUUUCUGAAUAACAAUUCGACAGGCGGAGAAGAAAAUGUCGCGUUGGUUCCAUACAAUUAAUCAGUGGAAAAUCUAAUGACGCAAAUUCUUCAGAACGAGUAAUUGUAAUUGCAUUGUAGAACAAGGGUUCACGAUGACGUUAAAAUGAUGCUGCAGUUACAACGAUAUAACUUUUAAGUGAUGAAUAAAGCCAUGAUGAUUUCAGAAAUCGCAAUAAUGACCAAGCAAUCAUAUUUAAUAUCAAACACUGUGUGAUAUAAAACGACUAAAAUGGUAAUUGAGGAAUGGAUGUGGAAACAUUAUACAAAAGAAAAUUCUGACACACUAAAGUGCAAUCGUUGCGAAGAAGUAUUUUCUAAUCAUGAUAGACUGCAAAUCUUAAAAUAUCACUUAUACGAUGAACAUGAAAUAACAGAAUUAGACGAACAUCCAAGGCGUUACAGCAUAAAGGAAAAUUACAAAAUAACAUGUCUAACGGCAACAUGCAAGCAUUGCAUGAAAAGAAUUAAUCUGGCAAUGUAUGGCGUGCAUAUUUUAAUAAUUCAUUUAAAAGUUAUUCACCCGGAUAAAUAUAAUUUAAAGAAAGGAAAAAGAAGAUCACGCUUAUGGGACAAGUACGAUGAAAGAGGCAACUAUGCAACGUGCAAAGGAUGUAACAGAACCAUAACAAUAAAGGGUAAAUGUCCUACAACAAAUUUAAAGCAGCACUUAUUACAUUGCCGCCACUUCAAUAAUGAUAAAUACCAGUUCAAGAAGAUACGAAGAAUAUCACGCGUAUGGGAUGAGUAUGAUGUAACGGACAAGAACGCAACGUGCAAAGAAUGUAAAAAAAUAGUUAAUAUAAAUGUUAAACAUCCAACAAUUAAAUUAGGCCAACACUUAUUCAAUUGUCGCAAUUGUAAAAUUGAUAACCCGGAUAAAGCUAAAUUAGAGACGAUGCCAAAAAUAUCAAGCGUAUGGGAUAAGUAUGAUGUAACGGACAACAAUGCCACGUGCAAAGCGUGUAAAACAACAAUAACGAUAUAUGAUAGAGCUUCAACAUCAGAUGUAACCAGACACUUACUUCAUUGUCCCCGCUUAAAAAUAAAAGAUUCGAGUAAAUCUAAAUUAGAGCGAAGAAUAUCACGCGUAUGGGAAAAGUACGAUGUAACGGACAACAAUGCCAUAUGCAAAGGAUGUAAAAAAACAUUAAAAAUAAAUGGUAGAUAUCCAACGUCGUGUUUAAGACAACACUUAAUUUACUGUCGAGCUGAGCAGACUACUUCAAGAUCAUUGAACGAUAAUCCCGAUUUCCAUGGCAAUGGGCCUCAAGAAGAAAGUGCAGUACGAACAAACACCCGGAAGCUAUUUAAACGAAAGAAAGAAGAAACAGAGACAAGUGAAGAGUCCUAUUCAAGUUCAGAAUUUGAGAAAGAUCGGGAUGAGGUUUCAGUGAAAUGGAAGACAGAAGCGAAAGUAUACAAUUUGAGGAAAAGAAGAACAUACUUUGUUGAUGAAGAUACGUCGAGUGCUUCAUCAGGAGACGAAGAUCUUAAUGAUACUGUGCAAUUUCAAAGUGAAAUACAAACAUCCAAUGAGACAAAUCUAUUAGAAGAAAUAGAAAGGAAGGACUUUGAUUUCGAGUGAUUCUAUUUUUCAUUUGCAUUAUACAACGUAUAUAAAGAAAUGUUAAAAUUGAAUGUUAGCAAUAACAUUUUAAUCUAUCGACGUAAAAUGCAUUAUGCAAAAAAUGUUGACGACAAGUGUAGAUACUACUGCUGAAGAUUUAUUCAUGAGCAAACAUUUUUGUUUAUUUGCUACCAAAACUAUAUCCAAGUCCGCGUUCUUUUUAUUAUACUACAUUUAUGU